Messenger RNA from Lymnaea stagnalis (great pond snail), 6645 nucleotides. The record is from the annotation of a GenBank genome assembly. Lineage: Eukaryota; Metazoa; Mollusca; Gastropoda; Lymnaeidae.
AUUUAGACUACACAACAAUUUAUAGUUUGCUAGUAGUGGUAUUACAAAAUACAACAAAAUGUAGGGUAAGUUAAUAAACAUUAUUUAAAACAAUUAAUGUGCCUGUAUUAUAAAAGAAAUUGAUUGUUGAUCUAUACUGUCUUUAUUUUGUUAUUUUAUUUUUAAUCUUAAUGGACUGCUUGUUUGGUGUUCAGCGAUCGUUGGAGCAUAUAAUUUUCCCACUCCUUGUUAGGCGUGUACAGUUUACGAUAUAUAUAGGCCUACAAGUAUUUUACAACAUAUUCAAGGUAUAACUAAGACUUCGUCGUUAUAGAAGGAAAUAAAAAAAAAAUUUGAUCAAAAUUACACUUCUUUCAAAGGCAUUUUGGCACAUACCCUAUAAGGACGCGUAACAACCCGUUGUUUAGUUAGACGUGUUUGUAUGUUCUUUGUGAUGAUUGGGACAAGUAAGGCAGACAUUUAUUAAUAUGUAUGAUUAAAUUAUAGAUUUUAAUAAUUUAGCAUUAAAUAUAAAAAUGAUAACUGGUUGAAUAGAAUUUUAAAAGAUUGAAGAUAAACAAUUUAAAAAGUAUCAUCGCUAUUCUUUUAAAUUUUAAACAAAAACCAAAACUAGGAAUUUAAAGGACAGUGUUCGUUGUCCUCCCAUACAAAUUAAGUCCUCACUGAAUUGUCUUUCUCCCUAACAAAUGUAAGUUAACCGCAGGUUAUGGGGGGGGGGGGGAGACCACACCUGGUGGAACUAUGAAUAGUGUUUAUAGCCAAUACCGGGACGGUAGUGUUUUGUGGGGAGGAGGGGGCGCAAUAUUGGGAAAUAGCCUCAGACGGUACUCGUCACGGACCCCCCCCUCCCCUGCAGGAGGGCGCAGUCUCAUUCUUUCAUACCGUGUGACCACCCCUGCAGGAGGAAGCUGUCUCAUUCCUUCAUACUGUGUGACCACCACUGCAGGAGGGAGUUGUCGCAUUCCUUCAUACCGUGUGACAGCCACAGCAUGAGGGGGUUGUCUCAUUCCUUCAUACCGUGUGACAGCCACAGCAUGAGGGAGUUGUCUCAUUUCUUCAUACAGUGUGACCACCACUGCAGGAGGGAGUUGUCUCAUCCCUUCAUACCGUGUGACAGCCACAGCAUGAGGGGGUUGUCUCAUUCCUUCAUACCGUGUGACAGCCACAGCAUGAGGGAGUUUUCUCAUUCCUUCAUACCGUGUGACAGCCACAGCAUGAGGGAGUUGUCUCAUUUCUUCAUACCGUGUGACAGCCACAACAUGAGGGAGUUGUCUCAUUCCUUCAUACCGUGUGACAGCCACAGCAUGAGGGAGUUGUCUCAUUUCUUCAUACCGUGCGUACCUUUACUUUGUUGCAUCAUCCUUUCUCGUUUUCCUGUGCCCUUUAUUGAAUCUUCCCUCCCGUAAUCCUGUCCACUUUAUUGAAACGUUGAAUUAUUGGCCAACUUCUCUUAACAAAAUGAUAUAUGUGAAGAGUUCAUUAAAAAUACAAUAUAUAAUGCAAUACAUUUUUUUUAUUUGACUGGAUUUACUGUGAUACAAACACUGGCGCUCCCAGCGGCUCAUGGUAGUUAACCAUGUUUAAAAAAGCUGCCCGGGGGUAAACACACCCCUACCAUCUUUCUUAAGGGGUCUAUGGCCAAUUACAUCACAGCAAAAAUGACAUUUUCAGACCCUCCCUCCCCAUGUCCCAACGUGUCUCAAAUCCAUUACCCCCCCCCCCNUGUAUCCGUUAACAUUUUCCCAUAAUGCAUUGAGAUGUAGAAUUAUUGGGAAACUGUGACGCGAAACAACGAAGUCAUCCACAAGCUGAAUCUAAAAUGACCACAACAGUGUUUGCCUACUUUUUCGAAAUGCGCAGAAGGUGCGCGCGAAUGAGUUCAGUUCACGGUACCUGUAAUACCUGAGGAAAUUUUGACCUCAAAUUAAUUUUUUUUUUAAAUUGAGUAAGAUUUUUCAAAAUUAUAACAUUUAACAUUUUACAUUUUUUUUUUUAUUUUGUGACGUCACAAUUUUUAACCCCCCCCCCCUGUCACGAGUGUCACAAAUUCUCAACCCACCUCCCACUGAGCGUAACGUUAUUUCCAAAUGACUCCUUAGCCAAUUAAUUAUAAUCAACCACCUUCAGUUUUGGACAUUAUUGGUUACAUGGGUUCCCUUUAUUUUGGUUUCACAUAUAGUUUAACGAGCGAUUUAGUCUUUUCAUUUCUAUAAUCUCCAUUUUUGUUCUUUUCAUUUCCCCUUUCUGAAAAAUGAAUAGAUGUUUAUAAUCAACUUUCAAUGAGUAACUUAUUUCUCUUCCUUAUUGCAUUGAUAACACUACCAAUGGGUUGUACGCUUUUUGUCGCUGUGGUUGCUUAGGUCAAUUCUACUUCUUACUUUGAAACAACAAUUGGGGAAGUAACAAUGGCUAAUUUUCUUAAAGGGAUUACUCUGACGGUCCUUGAUCCGUCACAUUGUCUGCUGUCUUUGAAUGCCGCCAUAUCGCCGUUUUCUUUCAGUGGUUAUAGUAGCAUAUGCCGUAAAUAUACACCAACCGAUGAAAGACCACCACAUUGGUUGCAUGCACGCCAAUUGGUUCAGUUACAGCCAGGCGUCACAGCAAGGCGGUACAGCCAGGCGCCACAGCAAGGCGGUACAGCCAGGCGCCACAGCAAGGCGGUACAGCCAGGCGCCACAGCAAGGCGGUAAAGCCAGGCGCCACAGCAAGGCGGUACAGCAAUGGGGCACAACAAAGACUCUCAAGUCUAAAUGGGUGAAUAUAGCACGAAUGUCUCCAGGUCAAGUCUCGUUAAAUGGAUCAUUUAUUAAAACAUCCUCACUCAUGUGAAUACACGGCUAAUUUCGGUCGUUUGAUCUUGCCAGAGUUGACAAAAUUCACCUGUGUUGUCUGUUGACUAUACCUUAGAGUUGGGUGAAUUAUGGGGAUACUAGUAUUGGAGUAAUAUGGGAAAAUUGUUUGAGAUGAAAUAUGGAACACUAGUGUUGCAUUAAUAUAGGAUAAUAGUGUGGGGGUGGAAAUGAACGAUGAAAUAACGGGUUAAAAAAGCUAUGCGAAAUGAGUUACACAAUAAUACAUAAAAACUUCUCGUCAGUAAGUUAAAUAACAUUUAUUUAUUUUUUUAAAGAAAAUUUAAACAUCUUUCUAAAAUAUAUUUUUUUAAAGAAUCUUUCAAUAUCUUCCUAAAACAUUUUUCUUAAACAUCUUUCUAAAUGUAAACAUCUUUCUAAUACAUCUUUCUCAAUCUAAAACAUCUGUUUACAUCCAAAACAUCUUUGUAACCCAUUUUAAACUUUAAAAAAAAAAUUAAUUAAUUAAAAAUUCCAAGAUCAACAUAAAUAUUGAUCCACGCCUGAAUUGUAUGAUGAUAAUAAUCAAUAUAUGGAAAGAUAAAUACAUAAGUUAUGUUAUAAAAUUUUAUAAAGAUUAUUUUAUUUAAUCACUUGAUGUAACAUACGUUUCACUUGAAGUAACAUACGUUCGUCUUAAAUAUAUACGACUUUUGAUUAGUUAAUCAUUUUAAAAAUCACUAAAAUAAAACAAAAUUGGAGAUAUUUAGCGCAGGCCUCUUAACUGCAGACCUUCCUUGUCCAGAGGUCAUUCGCGGGUGGCGAGAAUAGACACCCGAAAUAGCCUCGGGUUCUCUCGUGUCUCCAGUAAACAAUCUCAUGACGUGUGGUUUUCUUUCAAAAGCGCCAACAGGCUUUAAUGGUAGCGUGUCAACGUAAUCAUUGCCACUGACGAGGGCACUCACAAGUGCCAAUAUUGUGUAGGCCUAUGUCUAAGGAAGCUGUGGUUGGGUGCGUUAUGUAACAUAUGGACCACCGUGAAUUAACAUGAACUAUUUAUAAGUUAUCUUUGUAUACUCAGGUCCACUUACAUAGGUCUUGUCUAAGCUUAUUCACUUAUGUUAUUUAAUGAUUUGAACUUUAAAAAGAUACACACUUUUAUAAGUGCAGUGCAAAAUUAACGACUGAAUUGAACACCAUAGUCAUAGUCUUCAAAUGUGGACACAAGCCUAUGUUCGAACACACACACAAAUAUAUGUUCAUUUCAAACACGUUUGAAGUAGCUAAUGUUGGUUAAAAAAAUAUGAGACUAUGUUUAACUUUUUAAGGUGACAUUCAAAGAAUACUUAGUUCUUAAAUCAAAUUACUACAUAUAUAACUAUAACAACUAAAUAAUUGAAUGAAUCCCCCAAAAAACAGUCAAACACCGGCUUAGAUUUGGAUAGAUGACUAUAAUAACUUAAAAAAAACAAAAAACAAUAACAAAACAUCUGUAAUAAUUAUUAUAACUACCAAAAUUUUACUGUAAUCCUUAAAAUUUACCAAAAAUAUACAAUAAUUCCAUCACUAAUAACAAUAAAAAUUAAUUUUUAAAAGUUUAGUAAAGGAAAUAUUGUGUCUGGUAUAUACUAUGGUGAUAAAAAGGGCUAAAAUCAAAACUGUUUGUAACGGCUCUGUGACCCUUUGAAAAUAGCCGCCGUUUGUUUAUGCGCCCUCUUCACUUCGACCCCCGCCUACCAGUACCCUCGAAAAAUGUAAACAUUACUCGAGCGCGCGGUUUUUCUCUUCAUCCACAUUCCCUGGCCCAGGAAGCAAAAGGUACGUCGCUAUCACGCGCCAAUUUCGAACGCCUUCCUACACAUUAGUAAUUGCAGUUCAACCAGACAGACGAGCAGACUGAGACUGAGCGAAGGCGGGUGAAAACGGAUGCCCGUUUUGACCUAAAUAAUAGUGUAUUUAUAAUAAUUUCAUGAAGAUCUUCAUUUAAAUCAGGUAAAUUUAAACCAAAAGUAGGUUGAAAAUAAAAACAUAGUAAAUUUAUUGCGUUUUUCUUAACGUUCAAUUAUCAAUAACUCAACUGUCGACUAAGAAGUAAGGCCGUGUCGUGAAAUAUGCUACGCCUACGUCAACCGAACUUCACUAACUGUGCUAUACCGGUUUAUUUACAAUAGCGGGCUCGCGCUUUUUCGGAAUUUAGAACCUAAAGAAGCUUCUUGAAUUUAAAAAAAUAGAUUAAAUCGCCCUCUGUCCACUAGCCACUAGGUCAUAAAUAUAAAUUAAGCUGUCGAGACUAAUUUUGCCUUUAGUUUUUUUUUUUUUAGUUAAGUUAAAGUUCUAUUAAAAUUUAAGGCUAUUCAGUAUUAUUAAUUAAUUAGUAUGUAUAGUAAAUUAUUAAUUAUAGCUCGGCCUAAUCAAUUGUUAUUAUGAUUAUUAAUCUUAUUGUAUAGGCCCUCUGUCUCUCCACUACUCACUAAAAGUAAAAACUAGUCUAUAGCCUAUAGUUAUUCCAUUUAGAAAUAGAUUUAUUAUAAAAUUAAAAACGACUGCUAGCCCAUAAUUGCCUACACUUACACAUGAUUUGGACGUGAUAUCAACUUUGAUUUUUAAAAAUAUAUUAUAGUAUAGAUAAAUCAUUUUAAUUUAAGGAUCCAGAAUAGGUAAAAUAGGUUAUAGUAAUUGGACCUAAUAGUGAUUAAUAUUAGUAUAGUACACUAUUUUUAAGCGUGUGAUAUUGUGAUUAAUAAAUGUGUGUAAGUGUAGACAUAAUCAUUCAAAAUCAUUUAGGAACUACCUAGCAAGUUAAUACUUAGUAGGCCUACUCAUUUAAACUAUAUUAGUAUAUAUAGUAUAAGUAUAGUGUAAUAAAGGUCUACUCUUCGAAGCAAAAAACUUGGCACUGUUAAGCUAUAAAUGACCAAAAUUAUGAACAAAAAAAUAUUUCUAGAUUGAAUAGCUUCUCUUUCUCUAUCUAGAGGCUCUUUAGCGACGGUGGCUCAGCCAGUCGGCCUCAAAUUGGUUUUGACUCUGAAAAACAUGGUUGUUGAUGGGUUCUAGAAACUUUGGCUCCCAAAAUUUGUUUAAUUGUCCUGCUGAUUUUUUGUUCUUUUGUUAAAUGAGUUUUCAGACCACUGGCCUUCUGGCCUAUUUUUGACUUUUUUGUCCUUAUUUAAAAUUAAAAGUUUUAAUCCAGAAUUAUAUGAAUUCAAUUUUAAUAAUUACUGUGCAUAAUUUUAUCAUGGCCUAUUUUAUCACAACCAUUCAGUCUACUAAUUUAUAUUUUUUCAUUACAGCAAUGGCAGAUGACAUGAAUUCUUUAAGACCCGAACUAAUGAUACCUUCAUCUAAAAAAUAUACACACAAAAAUGUGAAGCGGCUGAAGCGUUGUUUGUCAGAUAAACCAUUUUCAUCAAAUGAAAAUAGAUUCAGCCCUGUUAAAAAAGCCAGCAGUAAUAUUAAAUUCUAUAAGGCGUUGGGAAAGGAAAACAUGGAUCCAGAAUUAUUAAAAACGGGACAGUCAAGGGAAAAGAUAUUCGACGUGAAUAAUAAAGUUUCAAGGAAACCUUUACAAAGGUAUGUGGAUGAUAUUCCGAAUAGUGAUGAAGACAGUUUACAGUCGACAGAAAGGGAUUAUUUAUUUGACUCUAUUAGCAAUCAAGGGCAGGGCUUUCAAAAUCACUUAAAUGUACAUUUACUUUCAAAAGAUAGCAUUAAUUCUGCAUCUACUCCACCGCCAAGUCCAACAUGGAAUUUAAAAAUGUUAUGCACCGCCGUUAGUCCUGAAAUUCGCAGAAUGCAGCAGGAGAAAGAAAAUGGCUUUGAAGAAGGGAGGUCAUCCACGGUGUCAAUGUCUUCAUCC